Corvus hawaiiensis (hawaiian crow) is the source of this 2293-nucleotide messenger RNA. RefSeq names its product HORMA domain containing 1 (gene HORMAD1). Lineage: Eukaryota; Metazoa; Chordata; Aves; Passeriformes; Corvidae. Bases 357 to 1454 code for a protein of 365 amino acids. The transcript has 15 exons. The record is from RefSeq and is a predicted model, not a curated record.
GCAGCGCCGGCUGAGGGCGAGCGCGGGAAACCGCGCCCCGAGCGUGAGGGCGGGCGGCUCCUUCAGCUCCCUUCCUCUCACCUCACAUUCUCCUUCAGUUUUUCCUCGGUUAUCUCUCGACCCACCCACACCCCGCCUCGCCCUCACCGCCGAGGUUUUGCUGCCCUCCGCCCCGCGCUACUCUGCAGUAUUCUGUCUUCGCGCUUUCAUCCUCCGCUUGCCUCAGUUUCCCUGGAGGGGGCAGCCUCAGGGGAGGCCUGUGCUGCUGUGAAUAUCAAGAAUCUGAUACUGGGGAUGAUUAGAAGAACUGUCCUGCUCUGUUUCCUGAACAUUACAGGCACAGGAGUCUCUGCGGCAUGGCAACUGCUCAGAAGCAAAGGAAUUCUGUGAGUGCAGUUGUAUUUCCCAAGAAAAUAGCCACGGAGCAGCAAUCCCUGAUGCUGGUGAAGAGGCUCCUGGCAGUGGCAGUGUCCUGCAUCACGUACCUGAGGGGAAUCUUUCCUGAAAGUGCCUAUGGAACAAGAUACAUGGAUGAUGUCUGUGUCAAAAUUCUGCGGGAAGACAAAAACUGUCCUGGCUCUACCCAGCUGGUGAAAUGGAUGUUAGGAUGCUAUGAUGCCUUGCAGAAGAAAUACCUGAGACAGAUUGUCCUAGCAGUCUACACUCAGCAAGAAGAUCCUCAGACAGUCACAGAGUGUUACCACUUCAAGUUCAAGUACACCCACAAAGGGCCGCUCCUGGAUUUUGGCAGCAAGGAUAAGAAGUCAGACUCCACCAUCACCUGUGCAGACACCAAGAAGGCCAGCAUCCUCCUCAUCCGCAAGAUCUACGUCCUGAUGCAGAACCUGAGCCCGCUGCCCAGCGACGUCUGCCUCACCAUGAAACUCCUGUAUUAUGAUGAGGUUACACCCCCUGAUUACCAACCUCCAGGGUUCAGGGAGGCCAAGUACGGGGGGAUGAUGUUUAAUGAGGAGCCCAUGUACCUGAAUGUGGGGGAAGUGCCAACGCCUUUUCAUAUGCUGAAACUGAGAAUUACAACUGAGAAACAGCGCAUGGAGAAUGUUGAUAAGAACAUCCUAAAGCAGGGAGAGACUGCUGAGCCUCUCCAGGUGUGUGGAGCGAGCGGAGAUGAUCCAGAAGAGGAGAGCCAGGACAUGGAUGAAGAUCCUGUCUUGGAUAAUGAAGUGGAAGAUAAGAAUCAUAUGAAUAUUUCAGAAGCUCAAGAAAAAAUUUCAGCUCAUGAAGAGGAAGCUGGAGGGAUCCAGACUCCCCGUGUUUCUAAUCCUCAGGUUGAUCAUUUGACUCGUAAAACAUCUGAGCUGAUUGUGUCAGAGAGCAGGACAAGAAGUGGAAAGAUAUUCCAAAGCUGCAUUGUUCAGCAGGCUGAGCUCUCCUCCAGCCAGGACGUGCUGCCCAAAAGGAGGAAGCUCAGCGAGCCCAAGGAGCCGUUUUAGCCGCCCAUCUCUCGUCUGCCCGGAGUUCUCUGCUUCCAUUCGGUUGUUCUGUGUCACUGUUGGGUUUUAAGGAUCAGUUCUGCUCCAUUAGCAGUCCCACGGGAGUGUGUUUUAGGGAAAGAAAAUGCCAGGAAGUCCAGCUGAGGAAUUCUGAACUCAUUUUGUACAGGACCAGCAGGCAGGACCAGAAAUCCUUGGAUCUGGGGAUUGACUCUGGUUCUGGGUACGUCCGGGUCCUGCUGGUGAUGGAGGAAAUUCAUUCCCCCCGCACAAGGUUUCACCAGUGCCUUUGGGCUGUGGUUCUGAGCUGAGGAACUCACCCAGAACCUGCCUGCCCCAACACCUCUCCAGUUUUGGGGUGAUUUCCAGAGCUUUCCAGAGGGCUGGGCUGUCAGUUACAGGGUGUUACAGUUUUGGGGUUACAGUUUUUGCUUUUCAGUUGGAGGAGUUGGAUGCUUUGCAUUUCUUCCACACCAAAAGCACCAUACUCAGGUGAAAAACAAGCCCUCUUCGUGCCUUAAAUUCCAGAUUCCCUGCCAGAAUGCAGGAAUUUCUGAUGCCGCCUACCCAUGCCACAAAGAGCCGUGGCAGCGUCUGUUCCAAGGUGUGGGGGUAUUGGGAGAACCUGGAUGUCCCUAAAACGAUUUAUGGCAGAGGCUGGACACGGUGCCAAGUCCUUCAACAGCAAACCGUUAGUUUUCGGGUGCCGUGAGGGAAUGGGAGUGAAGCCGUUCCCGCCGGCGCGGGCGGGGACAGCUGAACAUUUCUUGACAGUUUUGACUUUUAAAUUACGAAUGUCUGUUCAUCAUCAGUCCUCUAUUAAACGGCGCUCACCCGUG